CUCGGUCGCCACUGCCAGCGAUAGGUGGUCCUUCAUGAGCCCUCGGGAACCCUAACCCUUCGUGCCGUCCCACCAUCGACAGCCAGGUUCGCGAUGGAUAACGGGGGUGUCGACGGCGCAACGGCGGCGGGGCGAUGGCGCUUCGGUCCCAACGCGUCGCUGGCGAGCGUCUCCGCCUCCAGCAUCCGCGCGGUCCUCGAUAAGGUCAUCGCCAAUAUCCGGGACGACGGCCCCCGACCGGUGCUCCCUCUCGGCCACGGCGACCCCUCCGCCUUCCCGUGCUUCCGCACCACCGCCGUGGCCGAGGACGCCAUUGUCGCCGCCGUCCGAUCCGCCAACUUCAACUGCUAUGCCCCCAACGUCGGGGUUCCUCCCGCUCGACGCGCUAUCGCGGAGUACCUUUCACGUGACCUCCCUUAUAAGCUGUCGACCGAUGACAUCUUCCUCACCGCGGGCUGCAGCCAGGCAAUCGAGAUAGCACUUUCUGUACUUGCCCGUCCGGGUGCGAACAUACUGCUGCCUAGACCUGGAUUCCCAUUUUACGAGGCUCGAGCUGGCGUUAAUGGUCUAGAGGUUCGCCAUUUUGACCUACUCCCAGAGAAGGGCUGGGAGAUUGAUCUCAAAGCUGUGGAAGCUCUGGCAGAUGAGAACACUGUCGCUAUGGUGGUCAUCAACCCUGGUAACCCCUGUGGGAAUGUUUUCACCUAUCAGCACUUGGCAGAGGUAGCCAACACUGCAAAGAGACUUGGCAUAAUGGUCAUUGCAGAUGAAGUGUAUGACCAUUUGGUUUUUGGGAGUAACCCUUUUGUGCCAAUGGGUGUUUUUGGGUCCACUGUUCCUGUCCUUACCUUGGGGUCUAUAUCAAAGAGAUGGGUGGUGCCUGGUUGGCGUCUUGGGUGGAUUGUGACAAGUGACCCAAAUGGUGUUUUCAAAGAAACUAAGAUUGUUGACAGUCUCACAAUCAUGCUGAAUAUCACAACAGAUCCUGCAACCUUUAUUCAGGGAGCUAUUCCUCAAAUCCUUGAGAACACCAAGGAUGAUUUCUUUGAGCAAACCAUUAAUUUGCUGAGGAAAACAGCAGACAUAUGUUAUGACAAAAUAAAGGAGAUUGAUUGCAUUACAUGCCCUCGUAAACCAGAGGGUUCUAUGUUUGUAAUGGCAAAGCUGAAUUUGUCUCACUUGGAAGGCAUCCAUGAUGAUAUUGAUUUCUGUAGUAAGCUAGCCAAAGAGGAGUCUGUUAUAAUACUGCCAGGGGUAACAGUGGGGAUGAAAAAUUGGCUCCGAGUAACAUUUGCGAUGGACCCUUCUUCUCUCGAAGAAGGUCUUGGUAGGCUCAAAUCCUUCUGCCACCGGCACACGAAGAACAGCACAUAAGCAGGGACCAGUAAGUAGUCUACUGGGUUGGUGAUCAACAACUCAACUCCACAAAAUAAUUGUAGUUGCAUAUGGUGAUCAGAAAAACAAGCAAGCAGAGAUAUCUUAGUAGGCUUGCAAGAUAUGAUGUUCAGCAACCCAUUGUUGAAACUGCCUUGUACAUCCUACUUGCAGAUUUAUGUGAGGUUAUUAUUAUGUCAUGAAUUUGGUAUCUUUCUAAAUACAAUAAACUCCAGAGUUCAUAUUUUUU
Messenger RNA from Musa acuminata subsp. malaccensis (wild Malaysian banana), 1624 nucleotides. Its product is annotated as nicotianamine aminotransferase 1. The record is from RefSeq and is a predicted model, not a curated record. Lineage: Eukaryota; Viridiplantae; Streptophyta; Magnoliopsida; Zingiberales; Musaceae. Gene Ontology annotation, molecular function: pyridoxal phosphate binding; L-tyrosine:2-oxoglutarate transaminase activity. Gene Ontology annotation, biological process: biosynthetic process; L-tyrosine catabolic process.